Messenger RNA from Drosophila grimshawi, 866 nucleotides. Its product is annotated as cuticle protein 16.8. NCBI's taxonomy places the organism in Eukaryota, Metazoa, Arthropoda, Insecta, Diptera, Drosophilidae. The transcript is spliced from 2 exons. The record is from RefSeq and is a predicted model, not a curated record. Bases 473 to 844 code for a protein of 123 amino acids.
UGCAAGUUGGACUCGAGUCGAAGACUGAUGAUGUUUUGUAAGUCUGCAGUUGGGUUUAUAUAGAACGAGCAACGUGGACAGCCAGAAACAGAAAAUGGGGAAGUUAUCAAAGACACACAAAAAUGACCAACAACCAGAAAAAACAAAAUAAUAACCUUCACGACGACUCAGCAUAACCCCAAACCAAAGCAAACCGAAGUUCAGGCCCGAAGUCAACUUGUUUGAAUUCAAUCGUGAUGUCUGCCAUUAUUUCCGACUACUGCAGCUCUCGACGCAAACUCAAUCAAAAACAUAAAACGCAGGCGCGGCUGCUGCUGCCGUCUUAUCAAAGUCUGAUUCAAGGUGGACGACCUGAUAUCGCCUACAUUGAACCCUCAGACCAGCCAGCUGCUAUAAAAGCAUUUCGCGCAGAAUCCAACAGCAUCAGUUAACAACGUCAGCUUCUACGCAAAACAACAAAAUCAAUCUCAACAUGUUCAAAUUCGUCGCUAUUGUUGCUCUGCUGUUUGCCUCCGCCAGCGCUGGUCUGAUUGAGACCCAUUCUGUGAUUCAUGAGCCCGUUCUGGCCAAAGUGGGCACCGUUGUGCACAGUGCACCCUCGGCUGUCUCCCACCAGAGCAUCACCCAGGUGCACAGUAAACCAGUCAUCCAGCAUGUCGUCGCUCCCGUUCUGAAGACAACCAUUCAUGCCGCACCUGCCGUUGCUGUCCAUGCUGCUCCUGUCCUCCACCAUGCUCCAGUUGUCCAUGCUGUCCAUGCUGCUCCAGUUGUCCAUGCUGUCCACGCUGCUCCAGUUGUUCAUGCUGUCCAUGCUGCUCCUUUGGCCUACUCUCUGCAUCAUUAGAAUUGAAAUUAACUUAUUUUGU